GUUAGAAGAUAUCUUCCUUCAGUUUUGUUUAUGUACGUCUUCGUCUUACCUUAGUUAAUGAUUGACAAGUGCGCAAGGAAAAUGGGGAAUUACAUAUUUCGUUAAGGUUAAGGUUAUACAAUAUUAUUUUAGAAGCGUUCGAUAAAGCACAAGAUUUGUUGCCAAGAUGAGUAAAAUGUAUACAACCGCCAACCUUUCUGACAAAGAAUUAAAGGAAGAAGGGAACCGUCUUUUCAAUCUUCACAAAUACGAGGAUGCUGCACACUGCUACACCAAAGCAAUUAUUAAAAAUCCAACCCAAGCACUAUACUUUACGAACCGAGCGCUGUGUAACCUGAAAUUGAAACGAUGGGAAUCGUCCUGUCUAGACUGCAGACGUGCUCUUGAUAUCGACCCAUGUCUGGUGAAAGGUCAUUUUUUCUUGGGUCUAGCUCUUCUCGAAAUGGAACUGGUGGAUGAGGCAGUUAAACAUUUACAAAGAGCUGUGGAUUUGGCCAAGGAGCAAAAGUUAAAUUAUGGAGAUGAUAUGACCAGCAUUUUAAGGCAAGCGCGAAAACGUUGUUUCCAAUUGAGAGAAGAACAGAGAAUUGCACAAGAUAUUGAAUUACAAUCAUAUCUCAAUCAAUUGAUAGUAGAAGACGCUGAAAGAAGAUUAGCUGCUUUAAAGGAACAAGAAACAGUUAAAGAUGCAGAUGGUAAAAGUGAAGCAGAAACCUCAUCUAUCGAGUUCACAAGAAAGAAAGAAGAAAUAGAAGAAAAAAGAGAUAUGUGUAUGGCUCACCUUAAUGAUCUGUUUGCAAAGGUAGAUGAGAGAAGAAGGAAAAGAGAAGUACCUGAUUAUUUAUGUGGAAAAAUUAGUUUUGAAAUUUUACAAGAACCAGUGAUUACACCAAGCGGAAUUACAUAUGAACGGAAAGACAUUGAAGAACACUUACAAAGGGUAGGCCAUUUUGAUCCAGUUACUAGAGUUCGUUUAACUCAGGAUCAAUUAAUUCCUAACUUAGCAAUGAAGGAAGUAGUAGAUACAUUUUUGCAAGAAAAUGAGUGGGCAUUGUAUUAUUAAUACGUAAAAUUAGGUUACUGCCAUACUUUUAUGAUCAAUGAUUACGUAUGUCAUGAUUACUUUUGGGUCCUAUUAAUUUACACAAAUGUGUAUAUCAUUGCCUCGUGAACAGUAAAUAGAUCAUGUAUUUAUAUAUGAAAUUAAAUUGAACUUUUUUCUAUCUUGAUUGAAUGUAUUUAGUUUAUUACUUGAACAGUCACAUUGAUUAAUUAAAUAAGGUUGAUAAAUAAAAAUUUUAAUAACAAACAAAUAUUUCUUCAGUUGACGAUUUUGUGUAUUUAUAUGAAAUAUUAAAAAUAGCACACUCAGUACUCUUAAAUAGGAUGUUAAAUAAUAUAGGUCAUAUAAGAGUGUUAAAACUGUAUAUCUUUUUCUGAUAAAUAAUAAAUUUAUUGUUUGAUGUA
Frieseomelitta varia is the source of this 1467-nucleotide messenger RNA. RefSeq names its product E3 ubiquitin-protein ligase CHIP (gene STUB1). Gene Ontology annotation, molecular function: ubiquitin protein ligase activity; protein-folding chaperone binding. The transcript has 5 exons. Gene Ontology annotation, biological process: positive regulation of proteolysis; protein quality control for misfolded or incompletely synthesized proteins; cellular response to misfolded protein. The coding region runs from base 167 to 1063 and encodes 298 amino acids. The record is from RefSeq and is a predicted model, not a curated record. Gene Ontology annotation, cellular component: cytoplasm; Z disc. Lineage: Eukaryota; Metazoa; Arthropoda; Insecta; Hymenoptera; Apidae.